AUGUAUUUUCAGGGAAGUGUGGUUUUGUUUCUUCAUGGGUUUCUUGGAACUGGUGAAGAAUGGAUCCCCAUCAUGAAGGGUAUCUCAGGAUCUGCAAGAUGCAUUUCAGUUGAUAUUCCUGGCCACGGAAGCUCAAGGGUACAAAGUCAUGCUAGUGAGUCCCCAACUUUCUCAAUGGAGAUGAUAGCGGAAGCACUGUAUAAGUUGCUUGAGCAAAUGACUCCUGGGAAAGUUACCGUAGUUGGAUAUUCCAUGGGAGCAAGAAUAGCACUCUACAUGGCUUUGAGGUUUAGCAACAAGAUCGAAGGAGCUGUUGUGGUAUCUGGGAGCCCUGGGCUCAAGGAUCCAGUGGCAAGGAAAGUUCGAAGUGCAACAGAUGAUUCUAAAGCACGAAUGAUGGUUGACUAUGGACUCGAUAUCUUUGUGGAGAAUUGGUACAAUGGAGGCUUGUGGAAAAGUUUGAGAAGACAUCCCCAUUUUAGAAAAAUAGUUGCAAGCCGCUUGAUACAUGAUGAUGUCCUCAGUGUUGCAAAGCUCCUCUCAGAUCUAAGCACUGGAAGACAGCCGUCAUUGUGGGAAGAGUUGGUGGAUUGUGAUACAAAUGUCUCGCUUGUCUUCGGAGAGAAAGAUGUAAAAUUCAAGAAAAUUGCUACUAAGAUGUACAUUGAGAUGAGUAAAAGCAAGAAGAGCGAAAACUAUAUCAUUGAGACGGUUGAAAUCCCAGAGGCUGGUCAUGCUGUUCAUCUCGAGAGCCCUCUAGGCUUGAUCCUCGCUCUUAGAAAAUUCUUAACAAGAGUGCGCAAAAACUCUGCAGAGACAGAGCUUUCUCAGAAGCUCUUGUUAGCACUGAAAGAAACGUAA
Eruca vesicaria subsp. sativa (arugula) is the source of this 861-nucleotide messenger RNA. The record is from the annotation of a GenBank genome assembly. Lineage: Eukaryota; Viridiplantae; Streptophyta; Magnoliopsida; Brassicales; Brassicaceae.